UAUAGCUUACAUAAUCCCAAGCCGGCCAUUCUCAUUGAAGCUCACCUCAACUUUCUAAUUUUUUGUAUGAAAGUUUAGAUGGCUAAGGUUCAUCCAACUGAACCACAAGUUUCCGGUCCCUGCAGCAUGAACUCUGCAGGUAAGGAAACAUUCACUAUAUGGAUGAAAUCUCUUGUAUGCCACACCAAUGGUUGCACCGUCUUUGAUUCAAAAGGCCAGAUUGUGUAUCGUGUCGAAAACUACGACACCAAAGGUAGCAGUGAAGUUCAUCUCAUGAAUCUCCACGGCCAUGUUCUCUUUACCAUUCUAAAAAAGAAACUACAAAUAUUGGGAUGUUGGAAUGGAUAUAGAGGGAACUUUACUAGCAGAAAGAAGGAAAAACCCAGCUUUCAAGUCAAGAAAUGUUGCAGAAUUCUACGGGGAGACCUAGUUUGUGAAGUUAGAGUGGGGUUUAACAAGUACUUCAUGGUUAGCUUAGGGAGCAAGAAACAAGGAUUUAAGAUUGUAAACUCGGGUGGAGAUAUUAUAGCAGAGGUGAAGCAGAAGCAAUUACCUACUGGAAUGGUGUUAGGAGAUGAUGUCUUAACUUUGGAGAUAGAGCCAAGUAUUGAUCAAGCUCUUACUGUUGCUCUUGUUCUCGUUUAUGGAUUGAUGAGUAGGAGAUUGUAGAUAACUACCAGCUUCAAUUUUCAGAAAUUUGAAGUGUAAAUACAUGUAGUUUCAUGUAAUUCUUUUGAUUCUUUUCAGGAUUGGUAGAUUUGUUAUUGUAAUUGAGAAAAGCAAAGACUUAGAUAGGAAGAGAACUGUAAAAAAGAGAAGGGAUUGUAUGAAACUGUAAUUUUACGUGAUUUUUCCUCUUCAAUCUUUAUUUGUAUUUCAAAAUGAGAUUUGAUUUUUGUUUU
Gossypium raimondii (Peruvian cotton) is the source of this 902-nucleotide messenger RNA. RefSeq names its product protein LURP-one-related 4. NCBI's taxonomy places the organism in Eukaryota, Viridiplantae, Streptophyta, Magnoliopsida, Malvales, Malvaceae. The transcript has 3 exons. The record is from RefSeq and is a predicted model, not a curated record. Bases 79 to 669 code for a protein of 196 amino acids.